Messenger RNA from Hevea brasiliensis (rubber tree), 1250 nucleotides. RefSeq names its product NAC domain-containing protein 90-like. Gene Ontology annotation, biological process: regulation of DNA-templated transcription. Bases 99 to 899 code for a protein of 266 amino acids. The record is from RefSeq and is a predicted model, not a curated record. The transcript is spliced from 3 exons. NCBI's taxonomy places the organism in Eukaryota, Viridiplantae, Streptophyta, Magnoliopsida, Malpighiales, Euphorbiaceae. Gene Ontology annotation, molecular function: DNA binding.
GAGUUAAAAGCUACAAGCUAACUAAAUUGUUGCUGGUACACUUGCACUUUUAAUUUGACACACACACACACACACACACACACACAGAGAAGCAAAUAAUGGAGGAUCUGCUGCCUCCUGGGUUUCGUUUUUACCCUACAGAAGAAGAGCUCUUGUCAUUUUAUCUGCAUCAUAAGCUAGAAGGGAAGAGAGAGGACCUGAAACAGGUUAUGGAUCGUGUUAUACCAGUUCUUGAUAUCUAUGACUUCAAUCCAUGGGACCUUCCACAACUUUGCGGAGAUUAUUGCCAUGGAGACCAAGAACAAUGGUUUUUCUUUAUCCCAAGACAAGAAAGGGAAGUCCAUGGAGGAAGGCCAAAUCGACUCACUGAUACAGGAUACUGGAAAUCUACUGGUUCACCUUGUGUUGUUUAUUCUUCCAACAAUCGUUGCAUUGGCGUGAAAAGAACCAUGGUUUUCUAUAAGGGAAGAGUUCCAAAUGGAAGAAAGACCGAGUGGAAAAUGAACGAGUACAAAGCUAUACAAGGAGAAGUAUCCUCUUCAGCUAGUGCACAUCCAGUGUUAAAGCAGGAAUUCUAUUUGUGUAGGGUGUACAAGAAAGCAAAAUGCCUGCGAUCGUUCGAUAGAAGGCCACUUGGAGUGGCAAUAGGUCAGAUGAGGACUGAUGAACAAGGUCAUGAUGAUGAGGAAAGAGUAAAAACUCGUCAAAAUCCUCCCAUGGUGGAGGGGAGAUGCUCGAUUGAGGGUUCAUUUUCAGAAGAUCAGCAGCCGCAGGUGGGCUGUUGCUCUCAAUCCUCAGAGGAAAAAAGAAGCAUGCCAGUUUCUGCAGAACAUGAUCACCUGCUUGGGGGGGAAUUAGGUUGGUUUUAUGGUACUGGAGAGGAUAUAAACCUAGAAUAAUGCUAUAUAUGUUGGUAUAUAUCUGCAGAUGGGAAGCCAAAAAGGAGUCUUUGUAUAGCUGCAGGAGCUAGUGUAUGAAACAUCUCACACUUAAAGAAUUUAAAUAAGCAGCCUCACCUCUGCUUUGCAGAGUCCAUGGCCCAAAAUUAAACCCCAUGCAGCAUUGCCAAUCGCUUGAUAUCCAUCAUAAAAAAUAAUGAACAUAUGAUCACAUAGACUCCAAAACAAUACAUCAUAUUAGGCAUAAAUCCACAUAUUUAUCUGUUUCUUUUUCUUUUUUUAUAUUAUUAUGUAAUUUAAAACUAAUCUCCAUUUCCAAUUGAAUAAAAGUUAAAAUAAAUUGUCUUUCAA